ACAUAGAGGGUGAGAAAGAAGCAGACGGAAAAGGGGGUGGCUGAGAGAGAGAGACAGAGGGAUCAGAGCAUAAUCUGGCUUGGUUCCGUUCAGAGUGUCUGCAGUGCUGUGAAAUAAUGUGAUAGAGGAGCAAGAGAAGAAGUAUUUUUGCCCAUAUUACGACACUUCGGCCAGGAGGAAACAACUGUUUUCACCAGUUAAGGAAUACAAGACUUUUCAGAUGGAAUCAGCUGCUUCUCUUCUGCCUUCCUGUCUUAUUUUUUGCUGAGGACAUCAACUUAAAAAAUACCCAGAGAUUUUUCUGAGGACUGUCAUUCUGGUCCCUACUGACACAUCACACAGGACACUGGAGAGAUUUGGGAUUUGUGGGGGCAAACAAUAAAACUAAAGGGAAAAACAGAAAAGCUGUGAUAGACGGCCAUGUCCAAUGAAUUACUGAGAGUUUCAUUUGAAUAUUGUUUCAUUUUGAGAUCAGUCUGCUGGGUUUAUUGCUGCCUUGGUGCAUGCUGAUACUGCCAGCUAAAACUGUAAACAAGUUAAAGUUAUAACAGGUUUUUUUCUCUCCUACAAUUUUAAUCUAACCCUCUCUGAACUCUGAGAGAAACCUGGAAAAUUUCCAGAAGGGAAAGUUCCUUAACAUAGUAUGUGUAUAUAUGCUUCACACUGUCCACAGUGACACUUCUCAUAAUAGAAUAAAUUAGAGAUAUUCAACUAAACAUCCCUGGUUCAGUCAUGCAUCCCAGGCCAGUCUACACUGAUCUCCAGAUACUGCUGGGUGUGCUCCUGUUGUGGGGACCUUUGGGGUCCAGGGGCCAGAAUGACACAGAGCCCAUCAUCCUUGAGGGAAAAUGCUUGGUCGUAUGUGACUCCACUCCUUCAUCUGAGCCUGCCAGCAACGCCCUUGGCAUGUCCGUCCGGUCCGGCUCAGGGAGAGUGGCCUUCUCUGCCAGCCGCCAGACCAACCACGAACCUACAGACAUGAGCAACCGCACCAUGAUCAUCUACUUUGAUAAUAUUUUGGUGAAUGUGGGCACUCAUUUUGAUCAAGAGAGCAGUGUCUUCCUGGCACCAAGACGAGGGGUGUAUAGCUUCAACUUCCAUGUUGUAAAGGCCUACAAUAGACAAACUAUUCAGGUCAGCCUGAUGGUGAAUGGUUGGCCAAUGAUUUCAGCUUUCGCUGGGGACCAGGAUGUGACCAGAGAAGCUGCCACCAAUGCCGGCCUGGUGAUUAUGGAGAAGGGGGACAAGGCCUACCUCAGACUAGAGCGAGGCAACCUGAUGGGAGGCUGGAAAUAUUCCACCUUCUCUGGCUUCCUGGUUUUCCCCUUAUGAGAGGGGUGGAUGGAGAGCAGGAUAAAGUGAUGUAAGGUUGACAGGAGGAAAACUGACUGGAGUAGGAGUGAGGGAAAUAAGAGAAA
Monopterus albus (swamp eel) is the source of this 1418-nucleotide messenger RNA. It is a transcript of the gene cbln12, whose product is annotated as cerebellin 12. Gene Ontology annotation, biological process: maintenance of synapse structure. Gene Ontology annotation, cellular component: synaptic cleft; glutamatergic synapse. Gene Ontology annotation, molecular function: protein binding. The record is from RefSeq and is a predicted model, not a curated record. The coding region runs from base 733 to 1332 and encodes 199 amino acids. The transcript is spliced from 4 exons. NCBI's taxonomy places the organism in Eukaryota, Metazoa, Chordata, Actinopteri, Synbranchiformes, Synbranchidae.